This is a messenger RNA of Pogona vitticeps (central bearded dragon), 631 nucleotides long. The record is from RefSeq and is a predicted model, not a curated record. NCBI's taxonomy places the organism in Eukaryota, Metazoa, Chordata, Lepidosauria, Squamata, Agamidae.
UCAGGCCGAGGCUUGAGGCCUAACAUUCCGCCUCAGCGGCGGGAGACCCGUCGUCUCUGCAUCGGAGGUUCUGGAGUCCUGACAUGUCAGAUGAAAUAUGCCCAAAAUACAACUAAACGGCAUCACUGUGGAUUUUCCAUUUCAGCCUUACAAAUGUCAGGAAGAAUAUAUGUCCAAAGUGCUGGAGUGCCUGCAAAAGCAAGUGAAUGGGAUUUUGGAGAGUCCCACAGGCACCGGGAAGACUUUAUGCCUCCUUUGUUCGACCUUGGCUUGGCGGGAGCACUUCAGAGAUGCAAUCUCUGCACAGAAGAUCGCCCAGAGACUAGGUGGAGCAGAACUUUUCUCUGACCGGCCACUGUCGUCUUGGGGUAACACAGCCCCAGGGACUGAUGCCUCGGCUUAUUACAGUGACAUUCCCAAAAUAAUUUAUGCCUCAAGAACUCAUUCUCAGCUUACGCAGGUCAUCAGUGAAUUAAAGAACACAGUAUACAGGCCCAAAGUAUGUGUGCUCGGUUCCAGAGAGCAGCUGUGCAUCCACCCAGAAGUUAAAAGGCAAGACAGUAACCAUAUGCAGGCUCUCGGGAGCCUCUCAGCUUUCCGCCCACUCCCAGCCUUCCGCUUGAGGGGCUGA